Molecule: messenger RNA, 303 nt
Organism: Striga asiatica
Lineage: Eukaryota; Viridiplantae; Streptophyta; Magnoliopsida; Lamiales; Orobanchaceae
Source: the annotation of a GenBank genome assembly
AUGAAGCAGGUAUGCAGCAUGUCUGAGGAGGAGAGGACGUCCGCCGCGAUGGAGGUGUGGCAGGCGGCGGGUUUGCGGCGGAGUUGCGACAGGCGCGCUUAUCUUGGCCGAGGGCUGCAGCCGGAGUGUGCUGCCUGCCGUGAAUGGCCUGGUGCUCUUGGUACUCGCCGGAAUUUGGUGCAUCUCGGGUGCCCUCGAAUCUCCUUGCCUGAAAUCGAGGUUUCUAGUGCUCGUGGAUCGCCGACUCGCACGACUUUCUCGUUGCCGGAAAAUUGGUGGCCUCCUUCUUGCAGAGGAAGAUGA